This is a messenger RNA of Ruditapes philippinarum (Manila clam), 2223 nucleotides long. RefSeq lists its product as uncharacterized. The transcript has a single exon. Gene Ontology annotation, molecular function: protein dimerization activity; DNA binding. The record is from RefSeq and is a predicted model, not a curated record. The coding region runs from base 1 to 2223 and encodes 740 amino acids. NCBI's taxonomy places the organism in Eukaryota, Metazoa, Mollusca, Bivalvia, Venerida, Veneridae.
AUGUCACAUAAUGAUGAAAAGGAAGUAUUUCCUUUCCCGGGAAAAGUUAAAAGCUCUGUCUGGGAAUUCUUUGGAUUUUACAAAGAUGAUUUUGGUAACCUUGAUAAAAGCAGAGCCAUUUGUAAAAUUUGUAGAAAAGGGACAAAUUAUUCUGGUAAUACAACAAAUCUACGUACUCAUAUUGUACAUCACCAUAAAGAUGUGGCAGCGUUACCUGAUGUUAAUUACAGUAGAACUCCAGUGUCACGAAGCACCACCAUGCAGAAUCAUGACAACAUUUUUGGCGCGUCAGUUUUGAACCAAGUAACCUCAUCUCCUGAUGUGUAUCCUCAAACCACACCCCCAAAACUUCAGAGGCAAGUUCUUCUCGAUGAAAUUUUCAUUCCUCCUCUUUCUGCAGACAUAAGUAGCAACCUAAGUAGAAGUACAUCUCAGCAGAACACUUGGGUUAUGGAAUCUGCAACAGGACUUCUGGAUUCGCCAGCUGCAUAUAGCAAAGAAAGUCCUAUUCAAGAGAAUUCUAGUGGAUCAUUUGCUGACUCUGAAACAGACUCAUAUGGCAGUAUUAAAGAGGCUGUUUUUGAAACUGUUAUACAUGAUCUGAUACCUAUAGAAGCUGUGGAUAGCAGUCGCUUUAAAAGAUUAAUAUGUAUGGGAAAGAGACAGUCCUUCAUGCCUAAUUCGCUAGAUAUAUCAGAGCUUAUUAUGAGACGAUUCUCAGAGUUGCAGGCAGUAAUAAAUAAUGAACUCUCCAAGGGAAUGCAUAAAAAUUUGAAAUUAGAGAUAUGGAAAUCAUUUGAUGUCACAUACUUGACAGUGUCAGUGCAAGCACUGUUUGAUAACUGGAAACUGAAAUGUUACGUCCUGGCUACUGUUGAAUUGGAAGGCAACUUUGUUUUGAAAGACUUGACAAAUAUAAUUGAUGAUAGGAAAUUAUUAGUCAAUUUCAAGAACAUUUUGUCAUCCGAGAACAAAGUUGUAGAAAAAUUUGCUGAUGAAAAAAAUCGUGUUUAUCUGGUUUCUUUAUGUAGCACAAUCAAUAAAGUUGCAAAGUUAUGCUUGGAAGAAAAUGUUAGUGAAAAGUUAAUAAGGAAAGUUGGUAAAAUUGUGAAAUUGUUGACGGAAAAUCAAGAAGCUAAGUCGGUGUUUUCUGACAAACAGAAGGUUUUACAGUUACCUUUUCGAAACUUUGUGAAAUGCAAUACAAAAAGUUGGCAUUCUAUUUUAGCAAUGUUUGAGAUAACAAUUGAACAAAGUAAUGCCAUUAUUGCUACAUUAAGUGAUGUUAAACUUAAAACCAUAGAUGUAGGUGAUCAGUUGACAGCUGGAGACUUUGCACAAAUUCAGACCUUCAUUACCAUGCUGACACCUUUGAAAACUGCUUUGACUCUGACAAAAGACAUGAAAUAUCCUACUGCUGCAGUUAUUUUACCAGUGUUGAAAAAAUUAGAGAUAAGUCUGGCUACCAGUGAAAACGAUUCCCAGCAGAUCAUUGACCUGAAGUCUUUGAUGGUUAAAACACUUAAAGAACAUUAUGAAACUAAGGGUAGAAGGCAAUUUCUUUUGUUAUGCUCUUUGUUAGACCCAAGAUUUAAAGGAUUAAAGUUUGUUAGCCAAGCCGACUGUGAUCUUGCCUUUGAACAUUUGAAACGUGAUGCUUUGGAAAUUACGAAUUCGUUCAAAGUAACAGAAGACUUGAAAUCUCAUCAUGUUGAUAAAGUUGUUGUGAAGAUAGAGGCUGUUGAUGAUUAUUCUGACAACCAGGGUAUAGGCUUUGAUUUGUGUUCCAAAAGUUUGGAAGAUGCAGACGGGAGUUCAGACCCAAAUCAACGAGUCAAAAGGCAGAGGCUCAUGAAGAAUGCUCCUAAAGCCGGUGACAAUGCAACAGAUGACUGGUUUGCUGAUGUGAUUCAGGAGAUUAAAGAAGGUCAGCCAGAGGAAGACAGUGUCACAGUCGAGGUCAAUAGAUACAAGGGUGAGAUGCAGAUAAGUUCAGCAUCAUCACCGCUUGCAUGGUGGAGGGACAGACAAACUUCGUUUCCAUUGUUAUCUCAGGUGGCAAAGCUGUAUGUGUCUGUUCCGGCUUUAUUAGGAACAGAGGAUGAAUCUACAGAAACAUGGUAUCAGAGACAGAGAAGAAGCAUUCGACCAAAUCUUGUGGAACCUAUAGUUUUCUUGCAUGCAAAUUAUGAUAAGUUGAAGCAACAGAGAGACGAAUUCUGA